AUGUCAUCCCGUCGCAAUGGUAUUGCAUACUCUGUGCGCGUGUUACGACUCGAGCGGUACGUCGCUGGGAUGUCUUGGUCGACGAUACCUCCGCAUCUUCGUACUCGACUUAUUUCACAUGGACAAAAAGUUUGUGAGCUUUACAAAGCAGCGCUUUACGAUCUUAAGGCGAAAAAUCGUGACGUUUUGAAGUAUCGCUAUCAUGCUGUUUUAAUGCGAGCACGUUUUGAAGAAAACAGAAACAUUAAGGAUGCAGUUUUGGCCAGGAAAAUGCUGGAAGAUGGAUGGGCUGAACUAAAACAGAUUGAGGCUCCUUAUCCGUACAAAUGUAAUUACUGACUUCUUAUCUCCUUAUAAACCUAGAUCCUGAUGCACCAGGAGGUGCUGCUUACGGAAGGGAAACUGUUUUUAAUGACUUUAACUAUGACCUUUGGCAUCCAUUAGAAAAGAAGCAGUAUCCUGACUUCUUUGCAAGACGGGAAAAGCGUAAAAAGGAAUUUAUCGAAGCCUGGGUCAAACGUUAUGGUCCUGAAAAUGAAAAAGUGUUUUAGUUGACUUUGUGAACAAGAAAUUCUCGUAGAUUUACUUUCAAGUGAUUAUAUCAAAUAAAUUUCUUGAAACCCU
Messenger RNA from Schistosoma haematobium, 624 nucleotides. RefSeq names its product ndufb9, NADH-ubiquinone oxidoreductase. The record is from RefSeq and is a predicted model, not a curated record. The coding region runs from base 1 to 339 and encodes 112 amino acids. Lineage: Eukaryota; Metazoa; Platyhelminthes; Trematoda; Strigeidida; Schistosomatidae. Gene Ontology annotation, biological process: mitochondrial electron transport, NADH to ubiquinone. The transcript has 3 exons.